CAACCAAACACAGUCUGGCAUCCACAAAGAACGCGGCUCUUGGUGAUGAUCCAUUUAUGAUUGUGGGACCUAGGCGCUGACUGUAACUAACAUCGGGGAUCACCGCCACCGUCACACGCAUUCCGACUUCUCCAUCAAGAGACCACUCCUCCACUCCCCACUCUGCAAUCCAAGCACUGUGAGAGACGGAGACUCUCUCUCUCUCUCUCUCUCUCUCAUUAGCUGGCGAAAAUGGUGAAUCGAAGCUCUCGCACGGCGGUCCCUGAGAGAAACGGUAUUGGACCCAUUCGAGUCUCCUGCUUCUCCUUCAGACUCCUUGCCUCCGCCAUUGCUGUUGCUGUCUUCGGCUUUUUCACUCUUUCUCUCCUCUUCACUUCUCACUCCGACCCCUCUGAUCUUGCUCUCGGUUUUAUAUCCGGUCCAUACGUUAGUGGAUCCGUGAGAAGAUCCGUGCUCGCCCUCAAAUCGGAUCCGCUGAAGCCGCGUCUCGAUCAGAUCCGGAAGCAAGCCGACGAUCACCGGUCCCUUGCUCUCGCUUACGCUUCGUAUGCGCGCAAGCUCAAGCUCGAGAACUCGAAGCUUCUGAGGGUUUUUGCUGAUCUCUCACGAAACUACACCGAUCUGAUUGCGAAACCAUCUUAUCGUGCUCUUUUUGAGUCUGAUGCACCCUCCAUCGAUGAAUCAAUGCUGCGACAAUUUGAGAAGGAAGUGAAGGAGCGGAUCAAGGUGACUAGGCAAGUGAUUGCUGAAGCAAAGGAAUCAUUCGAUAAUCAGCUAAAGAUUCAGAAGCUUAAAGAUACGAUAUUCGCUGUUAAUGAGCAAUUGACGAAGGCGAAGAAGCAAGGGGCGUUCUCUAGUUUGAUCGCAGCAAAGUCAAUUCCGAAGAGCUUGCAUUGUCUUGCCAUGCGGCUAAUGGAGGAGCGAAUUGCGAAUCCAGAGAAGUACUCCGACGAGGGGAAGCCAACCCCACCAGAAUUUGAAGAUCCCAAGCUGUAUCACUAUGCAAUUUUCUCGGAUAAUGUGAUUGCUGCUUCAGUUGUGGUUAAUUCGGCGGUGAAGAACUCGAAAGAGCCAUGGAAACAUGUGUUCCAUGUUGUGACAGACAAAAUGAAUCUUGGGGCUAUGCAAGUUAUGUUCAAGAUGAGGGAGUAUAAUGGAGCUCACAUUGAAGUGAAGGCAGUUGAAGAUUACAAAUUCUUAAAUUCUUCAUAUGUUCCGGUAUUAAGACAGCUUGAGUCCGCAAACUUGCAGAGGUUUUACUUUGAGAAUAAGCUUGAAAAUGCAACUAAGGAUACGUCAAACAUGAAAUUUAGGAACCCCAAGUAUCUGUCUAUGUUGAAUCAUUUGAGGUUCUAUUUGCCUGAAAUGUACCCAAAAUUGCACAGGAUUUUGUUUUUGGAUGAUGAUGUGGUGGUUCAGAGGGACUUGACUGGUUUAUGGAAGAUAGAUAUGGAUGGGAAAGUGAAUGGGGCUGUUGAGACAUGUUUUGGGUCAUUCCACCGGUAUGCACAGUACAUGAAUUUCUCACACCCUUUGAUCAAAGAGAAGUUCAAUCCAAAUGCAUGUGGGUGGGCUUAUGGGAUGAACUUUUUUGAUUUGGAUGCUUGGAGGAGAGAGAAGUGCACAGAACAGUAUCAUUAUUGGCAGACUCUGAAUGAGAAUCGAACCCUGUGGAAACUGGGAACUUUGCCCCCUGGUCUGAUCACAUUUUACUCUACAACAAAGCCGCUACAUAAAUCUUGGCAUGUCCUGGGACUUGGGUACAAUCCAAGCAUAGGCAUGGACGAAAUUCGCAAUGCUGCAGUGGUGCACUUCAAUGGGAAUAUGAAACCAUGGCUUGAUAUUGCAAUGAACCAGUUUCGGCCACUCUGGAAUAAAUAUGUUGAUUAUGAUAUGGAGUUUGUCGCUGCCUGCAACUUUGGUCUUUAGAAGAAGCAUAAUUUUUGCAGCCUUUGUCUAGAGGAUCUGCAGAUGCAAAUCCUGCAGCAUCCAUUUUGCAAGAUCCAGCGCUGUUCUGAAUGCUGAAACCCAGUGAGCCACUGAUCAAUCUUACUUGUCAUAGAAAUUCACGUCUAUCCAAUUGUAGAAAUCUCUUUGCUAUUUAAAUUUAGAAUUCUGGUUCAAAAUGUUCAUAUGUGCCUUGCAAUGCAAGUUACUCACUCAGGUACAAUCGUUUAAUAGGUUGUUUGGUUUUACAGUCUAGAUUCAGGUUUGUUGAACUUAUUAUUUUCCACUUCACCAUGUGGUAACUUAAAUUACAUAUUUAUUACCCCUAUAUAAAGCAAUUAUUGGCGCA
Malania oleifera is the source of this 2296-nucleotide messenger RNA. Its product is annotated as galacturonosyltransferase 8. The transcript has 3 exons. Lineage: Eukaryota; Viridiplantae; Streptophyta; Magnoliopsida; Santalales; Ximeniaceae. Bases 232 to 1929 code for a protein of 565 amino acids. Gene Ontology annotation, molecular function: polygalacturonate 4-alpha-galacturonosyltransferase activity. The record is from RefSeq and is a predicted model, not a curated record.